AUGAGUGACGACAGGGAUAGACGGCGAUCCCGUCGCAACCACAGCCACGAGGUCCGGGCCCCCAAUGUCAAGCCCCGCGUGGAAAACCGCCGCCCGGCCAGAGUCACGAGGUCCAGGAGCACCGACUCCGAGAGGGGUCGACGGCAGGAACGGCGCUCCGGCGAGCCUUCCCAGCCUCGCCGCCAAAACCGCAACCGGCGCGGAAGGAGUGCCGACGCAGCCGAGCGGCGCCGGAAGCCGGAGGAGAACCGUCCCGUCGCCGAUGAUGGCGAAGAGCCCGAGUGUGCAAUCUGUUUCUGCUCCUACGACAACAUCUUUAAAACGCCAAAGCUGCUAGCGUGCGGGCACACCUUCUGCCUGGAGUGCUUGGCGAGGAUCAACGUGACCGCGCCCCAGCUCAAGACGCUGUCGUGCCCCGUGUGCCGCGAGCUCACCGACAUCCCGCACGGGCAGGACCUGCCCCGCCUGGACAACAACCAGGACAUCAUCGGCAGGCUGCCGCCCGAAAUGCGCCGCGCCAGGUCGGUCCGAUUCAAACGCAGCAAGGGGAAGCUCCUCCUGAAGAACCCUGAGCCCGGCGCCGCCGCCCUCACAUUGCCGCGAAAGAGUCAAGCGCCGCCGGCUGAUACGCUGGGUCUCCGCGACGUGGAGAAUGGCGCCCAGCCCGCCACCAUGGUGGAUGUGGGGCGCCCGCCCAACAGGGUGCGCGGGCGCAUCCGACGUUUUUUUCGCUCCGACCGUUGCUACUACAUCACCGUGGCGUCCAUCGUUACCAUUGCCUUGGUGCUCUUGCUGGUGGGAAUCCUUGCCUUUGUCAUCGUGCCCAAUACUGCCCCUCCUAGGCCCCCGCCGGGGAAUCGUACGGGGCGUGCGCCAACAACGCAGCAUGUUUCCACAAUAGGACUGCGAUGA
This is a messenger RNA of Nerophis lumbriciformis (worm pipefish), 912 nucleotides long. The record is from RefSeq and is a predicted model, not a curated record. NCBI's taxonomy places the organism in Eukaryota, Metazoa, Chordata, Actinopteri, Syngnathiformes, Syngnathidae.